UCGCAAAGGAAGCGUGCUUUGAGUUGCAUAGAAUCCGUUUGAUGAGUCAGCUCGUUUGCUCGUAUAUUCGACGCGGGGUGUAUGAUAGUGUGAAUUCCGGAUUCUGACGAAACUGCGAGGAUUCACUGAUGAAAGUGGCUCAGUUUGGCCACCCGGCGGUGUGUUUGGAGACACCUGGUUGUGGGACGUUUCCCUCGGCGGGCCCGGUGUGUGGGCCGGGCCCGGAAGGAGGUGAAUUCUACGCAAGAAUCGAGGAUCACUUGGUGGACGACUUUGAGCUGCAUCGGGCCUUGCUGCUGAGUGACAAAUGGAGACGACUUUUUGAUAAGUUUGACCCCGAAGGCUUCGGUGAGAUUCCAUGGGAGGACUUUGUGGUGGCUCUGGAAAGCAACGAUUUCCUUGACCAGGUUGACCCGGCCAAACGGGAGAUCUUAACUGCCAAGGCCCUGGAACGCAGAACGACUGCGAUCACCUUUGAUGACUUUGUUGCUGUGAUGAGCGGCAAGCGGUCUAGGAGCUUUAAGAUCGCCGUUCAUCGCCGGGACGACCGACAAGUUUGGCAACCGACAGGCAGCAACAACACACUUCUCUCCGAGAACCAUCAGGACUUUUUCGGCAAGAUGGUCAAGGCCAUCGCCACGGAGUUCCUGCCUGAUGUUCGAGAUCGCAAGUAUUACGCCGACCAUUACACUUGCAAGCCUCCGCCUUUCUUCAUCUUCGUCGUUACACUAGUCGAACUUGGAUUCUUCACAUACUACACAGUAAUAACGGGAGCCGUGACAACAACAGGACCAGUUCCCAUCGACAGCUUCUUUAUCUACCGUCCUGAUAAAAGAAUCGAAGUGUGGAGGUUUAUUUUUUACAUGGUGCUGCAUGCAGGUUGGAUCCAUUUGUUGUUCAACUUGCUUGUUCAGAUGUUGGUUGGGCUUCCUCUAGAGAUGGUCCAUGGGUCUCUUCGAAUAGGCACUGUCUACAUGGCUGGGGUACUGGCAGGUUCCCUGGGUACCUCUGUGUUUGACACGGAUGUCUAUCUGGUUGGAGCAUCGGGUGGUGUCUAUGCAUUACUUGCGGCGCAUUUAGCCAACGUAUUAUUGAAUUAUAAUCAAAUGCAGUUCGGCCUGGUAAGGCUUGUAGGAGUUUUUGUAAUCGUAUUUGUCUUUUGUGCAGCUUCUGCAGAUGUGGGCUUUGCCAUCUACGACCGGUACGCCGCAGAGCAACGAGGCCCACCCGUCUCCUACGUGGCCCACUUGACUGGAGCACUUGCAGGGCUCACCAUUGGACUUCUUGUUCUGAAAAACUUUGAGCAGAAGCUCCACGAACAGUUGUUGUGGUGGCUGGCAUUGGGUGUGUAUGCGGCGUGUACGCUCUUUGCCGUGCUCUUCAAUGUCUUCAACUACUGAACAAUCUACUAUGGUAUUUGAAUGCCUUCACAAAAAUGCGAGAUAUUUAUUGAAACCAAAGAAGGCAACAAAUCUUCUCAGGGAUGGACUGCGUGUGAAAAACUUGUACUUGCUACAACGUGGAAACAUCGUCCCAGUACUUUUUGUUGCAUUUUGCUCCCCUUCUAUUUUCUGCACGAUUAAUUUAUUAAUGUGUCUUUUGGUAGUUGCUUCCACAAGAUCAAGUUGUCUAUAGAGCUUUAUUUAUUUUAUCCAAGGAGUGUAGAAGAAAGGGUGUUUUUAACAUGUAGAGUAUAUACCUCAUUAGUUCCUUCAAUGUGUGUUUUAUGCGAUUAAUUGGAAUCAUUUGAUGGGUUUGCUUUUAGCUAGAAAACCAAUUGCAAACACACAGGAGCGAAGCAAAUACUCUCACAACUGUGCAAAAAGUGGGUUGCUCAUUAGCAUUCCUUUUCAAUUGCUACUACACAAAAUACUACGCCCUUCUAAAUGCCAGUCAUUGUCAUUCCAUUAUUCUUUGUGUGUACAAUUGUGGAACAUUUAGAUGUAGAAAGUAAUUUAUUUCAGAUUAUUAAAACGUUUUGCACAUUCAA
Ornithodoros turicata is the source of this 1990-nucleotide messenger RNA. RefSeq names its product protein rhomboid-like. Bases 129 to 1400 code for a protein of 423 amino acids. The record is from RefSeq and is a predicted model, not a curated record. Lineage: Eukaryota; Metazoa; Arthropoda; Arachnida; Ixodida; Argasidae. Gene Ontology annotation, molecular function: calcium ion binding; serine-type endopeptidase activity. Gene Ontology annotation, cellular component: membrane. The transcript is spliced from 10 exons.